This is a messenger RNA of Pneumocystis carinii B80, 1060 nucleotides long. RefSeq lists its product as hypothetical. NCBI's taxonomy places the organism in Eukaryota, Fungi, Ascomycota, Pneumocystomycetes, Pneumocystales, Pneumocystaceae. The coding region runs from base 47 to 1060 and encodes 337 amino acids. The record is from RefSeq and is a predicted model, not a curated record. The transcript has 2 exons.
GGAUUUUAAAUAAAAUUUUUAAACUUAUUUAUUUAUAUUUAUAGACAUGCCUAUACCAUUUAUAACACAUUUGAUUAAUUUAUCUCCUGUGUUUUAUGAAAAAUAUGUUUUUACUAAUUUUCAAAAAUAUAUUUCAUUAAUAAUAUUAUUAUAUCUUUUAAAAAAGUACUUUUCUGGAACAAAUAACAAGACAGACAGAAGAUUUAAUGGAAGUGUUUUUCUCAUUACCGGUGGAACUUCUGGAAUAGGAGCAGAAGUUACAGAGGAGUUAGCUAAGAGAGGUGCUCAUAUAAUUCUUCUAGUUAGAUCUUGUUCUGAUUCUUGGACAAUUGAUUAUAUUAAUGAUUUAAGAACCCGGACUAAUAAUCAUAUGAUAUUUGCAGAAACGUGUAAUUUGUCUUCUUUGUAUUCUAUUCGGCAAUUUGCAACCAAAUGGAUUGAUAACAUUCCUCCAAGAAGGCUUGAUAUGGUAAUAUGCUGUGCUGGAGUGAUGUUGCCACCAUUUAAGCCUAAAUUAGUUACUGAAGAUGGUGUCGAACUUCAUUGGGGUAUUAAUUAUUUAGCACAUUUUCAUCUUUUAAACUUGAUUUUUCCGGCAUUACGAUCUCAGCCCCCAGGAAGAGAUGUUAGGGUAGUUCUUACUAUUUGUUCUACUUAUAUGUUAGGUGAUUUAGAUCUUAUGGAUUUGGAAUUCCAACGAAGAGGAUAUCCUUCAUCACGCCCUUGGAAAUGUUUUGGAGCAUCAAAAAUUGCACUUAUGAAUUUUGCAAAAGAAUUCCAAAAUCGCAUAUCUAAUUAUAAGAGACCAGAUGAGUUUCCAAAUAAUGUACGUUGCUAUGUUGUAGAUCCUGGUUUUGUAAGAUCUCAUAUGACACUUCGUUUUUUAAGUUUUGGGAGCCUAUGGGGACUCCUUUUAUAUAUUAUUAUGUGGCCUCUGUGGUAUAUUGUUUUGAAAAGCUGCAGACAAGGUGCUCAAAGUUUGUUAUAUUGCAUAAUGAGUUCUGAAUGCGGAACUGGUCAAGGAGGAAAAUUAAUAGUUAAAUGUUCACUGAGAGAGUAA